Molecule: messenger RNA, 634 nt
Organism: Hymenoscyphus albidus
Lineage: Eukaryota; Fungi; Ascomycota; Leotiomycetes; Helotiales; Helotiaceae
Source: the annotation of a GenBank genome assembly
AUGACACAGGUUAUUUUACUUAAUUGGGUCGAACCAUCGGGCACCUCGAAAGGGGGGGAAAGUAACAGAAGCCAGAAUUCCCAGAGGACAUUCAUCACCGCUGAAAGAGUGUCUGAUGGAGGCGGAAAAGAGCAGUACCAGAAGCUCCGCCGCUUUCUGAUCGUUAAAGCCUUUAAAGGGCAUUGCUUGUGUUUGUGAGUGUUCAACAAAUUUACCAUCAAAAUCCAAUACCAAUUAAGAAUGUGACAGGCCUAUCAAUACCUACAGCGGCCAAGGGGUAAACAAGCACGGCGUCCAUGCAGACAAUCAUGCGGUAAUAUAUUCUUCGGAAACUGGACCAGUUCUUUUGCCUGGUGAAGAAUCAAAAUUAACGCGGCCGGCGAUUAUGAUGGUGCCUUCACUUCCACAAAACAAGUUGCAUGAUGCGUCGCGAUUGAACUAUGCCAAGGUCUACACCAUCGAAUAUAACGUCAAAGUGAGGUUCAUCGGAAGGAUCCAUGCCAACAGUGUUUACCAUGUUGCAGCCGCAUUUAACGAAAUUCAUACCUCCUUGAAGCCGUUUGAUGGGGCAAUCGACACUUCUUCCACGGGAGACUCUAGUCAAUCAUCGCGGAGGGAGCUCUGUGGUAGAUGA